Messenger RNA from Thrips palmi, 746 nucleotides. RefSeq lists its product as uncharacterized. Bases 87 to 446 code for a protein of 119 amino acids. The transcript has 2 exons. NCBI's taxonomy places the organism in Eukaryota, Metazoa, Arthropoda, Insecta, Thysanoptera, Thripidae. The record is from RefSeq and is a predicted model, not a curated record.
ACUUUCGCCUACGGUCGCAGUUCGGAACCAGAGCAAACCUACUAAGUUGAAAACAUUGCUGCGCUUAAAUCACCGGGGCCGUUCGAAUGGCUGUCCCUAAUCCGCUGUCCAACGAGCACCUCGGACCGGGAAAUGAAGCACCAGCCGCCAACCCUUCAUUCCAACGAUCGAGCAGCAGAAAUCGAAUAUCUGACGAACAGAUCCACUCCUCGGCAUGCGGCAGUGCCAUCGAAAUCAACUACGACGAAGAAAGCCGCCCCGCAGUCAAUCCGUUUAACCUAGAGUGGGCGUUUGGAAGUCGACCCGGAGGACAAGUGCUGAACUUAUCCCACGAUGGACAAGGACUGGUGGCGUAUUGCAACGCCCACGCCGUCGUGCUGUACGACUACAAGGCCCACGCCCAACGUCUCUUGCUGGGGCAUGUAAGUACAGUACUUUCGGACUAGCUGUCUACGUGCUCAAAGAAUACGAAACGCUCACCGUGACGUCAUUUGAUGUCAAUAUGCUAAAUUUCGUCAAACAAUCAUUAUUUUUAGGUCAUUAUUUUGACUUCCUUUGACUGCCCUGUGAGUGUUAUGUGUUCCUUGAGCGGGAUCGGCUAAACCUCCACUAGUAGUUUCUGAACAUAGUCGCCGUUUGGGACAGAGAAAUGCCGUGACAUCCAUGGCCAUCGACGCAAGUGGCAGUUGGCUGGUGUCAGCGGACGGCGGAGUCAUACAGGAGCCGAGCUGUGUCAUUUUGUGGAA